This is a messenger RNA of Vigna umbellata (rice bean), 2203 nucleotides long. Its product is annotated as APO protein 3, mitochondrial-like. Gene Ontology annotation, molecular function: RNA binding. The record is from RefSeq and is a predicted model, not a curated record. NCBI's taxonomy places the organism in Eukaryota, Viridiplantae, Streptophyta, Magnoliopsida, Fabales, Fabaceae.
CGUGGAGUUAACAAUUAUGGAAGUGCAUGAAGUAAAAUAAAUAUAGAGGUGGUGCAAGGAGCAACAUAAAUGGGUUGGGCUAGCCCAAACCCUAACUUCAUCUUUUCAACGUGUCUCCUCCUUCGCCUACACAGGUCCAAGGACACAACAUCCACUAACGGCUGCACCUCCCUGACCAGCCAAGUUCUCCGGCAACGCCGGAGCCAUCACAGCCCUCGAAACUUGAGCCACCGUCGUUUCUGCCAGCGGCUCCAUCUUCUCCUUCACCCUUCACCGAGAACACCACAGUGCAACCUGGAGGUCGCCGCCGCGACAGCGACGAGUCCAACGUCGGUCUUCCGCCACAGUCAAGAUGCCAGUCGCACGCGAACAGUACUGAUCCCACUUCUCAAGCUCGCUGGUGGCGCGAUGCUCACCAUUCGCGACAGACAUCGCUCCUUCCGCCGCGUUGCCUUCCAUAGUCACUCACGCUUUCUCCUUUCUUUUCCUCCCACCAUUUGUACUUUGAUUGGGCUCACAGGGCAUCAAUGUCCGUGAAAUUGGAGAAAGCAACAUCAACACCAAAACGACAGAAACUUGCAAGAGUGAACUAGUGAACCACACAAUUGUUACCUAGGUAUCCUCUUCUAAUGAGCAGUGAUGCUGCCAAGACAUGUUCAAACUCUUGGUGAUCUCCUCGAGAGAGUUAAACUAGUUCGUUUUUCAAAACUCAGAGGUAUACAUGGAAAUUUUUGUCUUUGGUACUCCACUCUGUCGACUUGCAGUGAGAUGCCAAAAAAGCUCAACAAGUUUGAGCGGAAACCGCUAGUGACAAGUUUUAACGAGCUUAAGCGAGAAGCUAAACUAAAGAAAAAGGAGAGACAAAAGGUGCAUGAGACUAUAUUACAACCUCCUGAAAAUGGCAUGCUGGUUAAGAAUCUGAUUCCUGUUGCUCAUGAAGUUUUUGCUGCCAGAUGUGAACUAUUAUCCUGUGUUUCAAGACUAGUCAACUAUACUGCUAUUUAUGUAUGCAGCUUAUGUGGAGAAGUUCAUGUUGGUCAUCCGCCACAUAAAAUUAAAACAUGUGAUGUUAGAGGAAGCCCAUCAAGCAAAGAACAUAGUUGGGUCAAAGGUGGUGUUGAACAUGUUCUGCCACUUGUAGAAUCAUUUCAUCUGUAUGAUAGAAUAGGGAGGGCUGUUUCACAUAAUGAAAUGCUUGAAGUCGACCGAAUUCCAGCAAUUGUGGAAUUGUGUGUCCAGGCAGGUUUUGACAUACCAGAGUACCCUACCAGGAGAAGGACCUUCCCUGUUUACUGUGUUGCUGGUAGGAUUAUAGAUUUUGAGAAAAGAUUUCCGAAAGAAAUGUCUCUUGGGGCAGAUAUAGAAGCACAUGGAUUUUGGCAUAAGAAAAAAAAGUUCAAUAAAGACACAAAUUCCAUGGUGAUGCAUUCUGACGAUAUCCAAGCUAUUGCUGUUCUGGGCAUGAAAGACUGGGAAAAAAUGUGCACAGGAGCUUCAAAACUUAUGGAGAAGUAUGAUGUCCAAACUUGUGGAUAUUGUCCAGAGGUACAAGUGGGGCCCAAAGGUCAUAGAGUUCGAAAUUGUCAAGCUUUCAAACACCAGAUGAGGGAUGGACAACAUGCAUGGCAGAAGGCAACAAUUAAUGAUCUUGCACCUCCAGUGUGUGUAUAUCACAUUCGAGAUCAGCAAGGAAAUAAACCUUUGGUAAAUGAGUUGAAAAGGUACUACGGUAUGCUGCCAGCAGUGGUUGAGCUAUUUGCUCAGGCUGGAGCACCGGUUGGAAAGAAUUAUGCAUCUAUGAUGAGGGAAGAUGUUGCAAUCCCUGAAAUGGAUGAGGAAAAAUGGGUUGUUUAAAUCAUUGGAUUCAGUGACUUCUUAUGCAUGGACACAACACAAUAGAACAUUUCUUAAUCAUGUGUUACCACUCUUUUUGUAAGAAUUUGUAUCAAGACAUAUAAUAUAAUAUCUCAAGCUAAAGCAAAUCAAUCUUAUAUUUAGGGUCUAAUUUGUAUAAGUAUAUAUGUUUUCGGUUUUCUUUUCCCCCCACCAAAUAUAUUACAUUAAGUUAGCCUAACUAUGUUACAACUCAAAAUCAAAAUACAUAAUGUAAGAAGUUUUGCAAUCAUCCAUAUAAAUGCUAUGGAUGGAAGUUGAAUACAAGAAACACACAGCAGAACACAGACACAAAACAUAUCUUUUUUAA